AUGGCCAAUACUCUCUCUCCUUCUGACCUUAAGCGCUAUGCUAAAGAAAUGCGAAAGUUGUCAACACAAAGGGUCCAGAAACCUUGGCAUCGUAGUUCCUGUCCUCAUGUUAAACGUAGUGCAGCUGAAAAAUCAGCUGCCAGAAAGUGGUGCAAGGAAUUUCAUACUGAGUAUUCAGCUGCACUUGCUGCAGCACAAGACAUCAUAUGGGAACAAGCCAUACAAUUACGUGAAAAUCAUGCAAAAUGGUUAACAAAUGUCCAGCAACUCUGCUGGAAUGCAUUUGUCCGACAGGAGGUGAAGUGUGCUAAUGACGUGCUUCCACCUGGUACUGAGUGUCAGAAGGCCCCUGCAAUGAUGAAGGACUUGUCGGAACGCUGGAAGGACAUGUUGAAGGAUGAACAUGAAGCCAUAAUGGAGGAUGCUGUUGGAGACCUUAAUGAUCAUGGUAAACGAACAUUAGCUUCCAUUGAUCGCAAGCUUGCUGCUUUAAAUGCACGGACAGGCAUGAAGAUAAUUAUGCUUGCUGUGCACUCAGAUGUUGACCACUUUAACCAACCACAUGUAUUUCAUACUGAACGUGCUCAUGACUUCUUCACUGCAUGUUUGAAAUCUUUGGUUCAUGAUUUUGCCUUUAGACUGGAGGGUUUUUGUGUUGCAGGUGUGCAAGGUCUAGCCAAAACACACAUCAAGGAGGUCAUACAGUUAAAGAGGCAGAUAAGCGAGUUAGUCUUGCAAAAACUUCAGACCGUUGCUGCACUGCAGAAGGUUUCACAAAUGUACUAUCAAAACUUUGACACUAACGUCACUGCACAGUACCGCAUCAUUAUUGAGAAUUGGCUGCUGGCAAAAUUCUGGGCCCCCAGUGAUAUUAGCUCACACAAUGAGCUGUCAGUCCUUUACUGUGCUUGGGAAUCUGAUGCUACUCAAUUCCGCUGCCUCACUGACACUGAAUUCGAACUCUGGGAGGAGGAUCAGUUCCAGGCAGCAUUGGUGCGACAGAACGAAGCUACUGUGGAGGGCACUCAACUAAGUGAGCACCCUCUCGAGUCAUCACCAGUCACUACAGACACUGUGCACCCCAACAACACUGACCCACAGACUCAACCACAGCUGGAUGCUAACCCUCGUCCUUCUGGCUCCUCUCAACCUUGUGGACGCAAACGCAAGGCUCCAUCUGCAGAGAAAAAGGCUCGGAAAGAGAGAUCUGACAAAGGGAAGGCAUGUGGACCACGGAAAAAGGUUCCCACUGACGUCCCGCAAGAGUCUGAGGUUCCUCCUGUUGUCAAUUCUCCUCCUCUCACAACUGCAGCCCAUGCCACAGGUGCUCCUCCUGCAUCUGCAGAGUGA
Molecule: messenger RNA, 1350 nt
Organism: Suillus paluster
Lineage: Eukaryota; Fungi; Basidiomycota; Agaricomycetes; Boletales; Suillaceae
Exons: 9
Coding region: 1-1350 (449 amino acids)
Source: RefSeq, a predicted model, not a curated record